Cryptococcus deneoformans JEC21 is the source of this 3338-nucleotide messenger RNA. Its product is annotated as cytoplasm protein, putative. Gene Ontology annotation, biological process: tRNA export from nucleus; protein phosphorylation. NCBI's taxonomy places the organism in Eukaryota, Fungi, Basidiomycota, Tremellomycetes, Tremellales, Cryptococcaceae. The coding region runs from base 112 to 2907 and encodes 931 amino acids. Gene Ontology annotation, cellular component: cytoplasm. The transcript has 11 exons. The record is from RefSeq and is a predicted model, not a curated record. Gene Ontology annotation, molecular function: ATP binding; protein kinase activity.
AGCAGCCAUAUCAGCUCCGACGACGACAGCUUGGUGGAUACAACAAGGACAGGGAGUCUGAUUAAACAGAUUAAACAGACUACACCAGCCAAAAGAGCGAAUAAAUCCACCAUGAAUUAUCUCAAAUCCAUCACCACUUCGGUACUCCAGUCUACCGGUGUCACGUUCCCAUUUUCAGUUGGCGAACGUAUACCUGGGCUCGAUAGCCAUAGUUCUAUUUGGGAGAUCAGAGAGGGUGUUAAACGUGACGAUGGUACUCCCUUAACAUUGUUCAUCUAUGAUUCGACCCUUCCACUUUUUCAGCCCGGCAGCAAGGACCGUAAAGUGCUGUUCCAACUGGCAAAAAAUGCUCUCAAAAAGCUCCGCACAAUAAGACACCCUGACAUCAUAAAAUAUAUCGACUCUGUAGAAACGGAGACACAUAUUUACAUUGCUACCGAACGCGUGCGCCCACUAGAAGGGGUUUUGAGGGACUGGGAGACUGGAGGUGCUCUUGCGUCAGGCUCUGGUAGGGCGAAAGGCAAAGAGAACUGGAUCGGGUGGGGUGUAAGGAGCCUUUCAUCCGCCCUUGCUUUCCUCAAUUCUCCUCCUCUAUCCCAACAUCAUUCCUAUCUUCUUCCAACCUCCAUCUUCGUCACUCCCUCCCUCGAAUGGCGCCUAGCGGGAUUCGAGCUGCUGACAGGUAAAGAUGAUGCUGGUAUAUUAUGGGGCCUAGGAGGUGUGGCCCCAGGUGAUAUUGGUGAAAGAUGUGCACCUGAAGUCAGAAAGGAUGGAUGGAGUGCUCUAAGAGAAACCGAUCCUGCCCAACACGACACCUACCUUCUUGCCAUCCUUCUCUUUACGUUUUAUAACCCUCAUUCUCCCUUACCGCCCCUUUCGUCACAGCCUACACCUUCUUCUUCCGGCGCACUUCCCAAAGUUCUCUUCCCGUUAUGGAAGCGAAUGCUUAAUCCUAAUCCUCGUACUCGGUUGACUACAAUAUCUUUCAUCGACGAAGCCGAAAAGGCUGGUUUCUGGGCAUCCAACCCGCUUGUCAGCCUCGUCAAUGGUUUGGACAACUUCGAGCUGCAAUCUGAGAGUGACAAACUUUCGUUAUUGCGAAUCAUCAAAGAGGCCAACCAAGCUGGUACACUCCCAGGACCGUUUACCACUUAUAAAAUCCUUCCGUCCCUCCUUCACUCCUUAUCCCUCCCAACCGCACCAUCGUCGGCUAUGCUUCCUCUUGUUCUUGAACUGGGCAAGCUCGUUCCUUCUUCCGAUUAUCCGAAGAUGGUCCUCGAUCCAGUGGUCAGAUUGUAUACCAGUCCUGAUAGGGGUACGAGGAUGGCUUUGUUGGAAGGUUUGAAUGAGUACGUUGACAAGCUGGAUAACAAGACAGUGACAGAGAAGAUUUGGCCAAAUCUUAUCACUGGUUUCGCCGAUACAGUCCCCGUCAUCAGAGAAGCCACCGUCAGAGCGGUCUAUCCGUUGGCCUCUAAGCUUUCUGACCGCAUUCUCAAUAACGACCUCCUCCGGGUCCUCGCCAAGAUGCAAAUGGACACCGAGCCCUCUAUACGAACAAACACAUGCAUCCUUCUCGGCCGCCUCGCGCCCAUAUUGGGCCAUAACACGAAGAAGAAGGUGCUUGUACCAGCCUUUGCGAGAAGUUUGAAGGAUCCUUUUGUACAUGCUAGAGUCGCGGGUUUGAUGGCGCUAAUGGCCAGCGUCGAGUGUUUUGAUAGAGAAGAUUUGGCGGGCAAGGUGGUUCCGAAUAUGAGUUUUACGUUGGUGGACAAGGAAAAAUUGGUGAGAGAUCAGGCAUUCAAGGCUAUGAACAUGUUUGUCUCCAAGUUGACAGAUAUGGUUAAAGACAUGCCGGAAUCUGCCCUACCACCUGAUCAAACCUCCUCGCAAGGUCCUGUCACCACUACUUCUGCUUCGAUCUCAAGCAGCCAGGGAGGAGCCGUCAACAGUGCCGCUGGCGCUGCUGGGGCCCUUGCUGGGUGGGCCAUCUCAAGCUUGGGCAAGCAGCUCAAGACAAGUGAAGCUCAUUCCAGUAUGAACAGCUCUGGCAUGCCUGGGGGCUUUGGUGCUUCUGCCCCCACGAUAAAGUUCAGUACCGAUAGCUCCAAUCCAGCUGCACCAGCUUCUUCACGAGUCAGCGAGGAGAUCUUCAGACCGGCAUCUGCGUCUUCGUCUCUGAAAAGCGCUUCUCCUCGAUCUAGCGCUGUGAACACCUUUGGCCGAACUACCACCAGUUCCAGCUUGUCAGGGACUAAUGGUCGAAUGAAGUUGGGGGGCGCGAAGAAAGCGCCCGGGAAGAGUCUGGCGGAUCAGCUUGCUGGCGAAUGGGAAGAAGAGGAUGGCGGCAACGCUUGGGGGACGGACGACUUGAUUGAUGUUAAUGCUGAUGACGAUGAUUGGUCUGCUUUCGAAUCUGCCCCCGUUCCGGAGGUUGUAGUACCACCGCCGCAACCAUACUAUGUUUCAGCCCCCAAACCCAAACCUACUAGUACAAACAUAACCACUUCUGCCGCUUUUCGCAGUAAACCUACCCUUUCUACUGCAAUUUCCACAACAUCUUCUAUCCCUACCCACGCACCCGAACCUGUCAAGCUUGCUUCCUCUAUUUCUACGCCUCUCAUACCAUCCAGCCCUGCUCUGUCGUCUCUUUCAAGUGCUAAAUCUCCUGUGCUUAUUUCUCAAGCUAAUACGACUGACGCAGAGAGGGGGCAAAUCGACUCAACCCCAGUUAGUGAAAGAAGUUCGCCCCAACUUUCCGUCAAGGCUGGUAAUGGCACAGGGACGCCUCAGCCCAGCCUGGCGAAUAUGAGCAAAGAGGAGAAGGAAAAAGAAAUGGCUAGAAGGAGAGAGGAGAGGAAGGCUAGGAUUGCAGCGAUGAAAGAGCAAAAGAAGAGCAAGGUCUGAACCUAAGGUGGCACCUGUUUUUUUUGUCAGCCAACAUAACGUAUAGUUAAUGUAUGUAGUAGUCGCCUUGAUGAUCAUCACAGGUAUUACUAUAAGAGCGAAAGCAUUCAUAGCGUUUCUGUCCGAAGGGUCCUUACUAAACGACGAUACAAGAGUUAUAGCUGCAGCCUGUGUCUAACGAUCGCUCUCCCCUACAAUAGGAUACGGAAGGUAAUGGUGAUUGCAAUGGAAACAAGGGAAACGUGACUCGUGAAAGGUCUCGGAUGAUCGAUACUGCAAGCUACAAGCGACGGACAGUAGUGGCGGAUCAGGAACACAAAUCAAUGAAAUCUAAAAUGCGGUCUGCAUAAUUAUAUUAUCCAGUGAGAUGGCAAGUUCGAAGGAAAGCUAAAGUUGAGAGAAGGAAAAGAAAAGGGAAGUUAUAGAAACUC